Messenger RNA from Scomber scombrus (Atlantic mackerel), 1968 nucleotides. It is a transcript of the gene tmed7, whose product is annotated as transmembrane p24 trafficking protein 7. NCBI's taxonomy places the organism in Eukaryota, Metazoa, Chordata, Actinopteri, Scombriformes, Scombridae. Gene Ontology annotation, cellular component: endoplasmic reticulum-Golgi intermediate compartment; Golgi apparatus; COPII-coated ER to Golgi transport vesicle. The transcript has 4 exons. Bases 88 to 729 code for a protein of 213 amino acids. Gene Ontology annotation, biological process: Golgi organization; intracellular protein transport; endoplasmic reticulum to Golgi vesicle-mediated transport. The record is from RefSeq and is a predicted model, not a curated record.
CGUCAUUCGGCAUUAGUCGCAUCCGGGUGAGCGUUUGAGGUUCACUCAGAUUUUCUCCGUUGAAGAUUUUGGCUCUCAGUCUUGAGGAUGUACGGAUCCUUUCGGGUGUUGUUGCAGGUGCUGUGGGCCCAGCUGCUCUGUGGGUGGGUGCUGGGCUCCGAGCUCACCUUUGAGCUGCCAGACAACGCCAAGCAGUGUUUCUAUGAGGACAUUAUCAUUGGCACCAAGUGUACGCUGGAGUUUCAGGUGGUGACAGGUGGCCAUUAUGAUGUGGACUGUCGUUUGGAGGACCCAGAAGCCACUACACUCUACAAGGAGAUGAAAAAGCAAUAUGAUAGCUUUACCUUCACAGCCGCCAAGAACGGCACCUACAAGUUCUGCUUCAGUAACGAGUUCUCAACCUUCACCCAUAAGACGGUUUACUUUGACUUCCAGGUCGGCGAUGACCCUCCACUCUUCCCCAAUGAGAACAGAGUCACUGCUCUCACCCAGAUGGAAUCAGCCUGCGUGUCCAUCCAUGAGGCACUGAAGUCUGUCAUCGACUACCAGACACACUUCCGACUCCGUGAGGCCCAGGGACGCAGCAGGGCGGAGGACCUCAACACCCGCGUGGCAUUCUGGUCCAUCGGAGAGGCCAUUAUCCUUCUGGUGGUCAGCAUCAGCCAGGUUGUCCUGCUGAGAAGCUUCUUCUCUGACAGGAAGACCACUACAACACGUGUUGGAUCGUAACAGUCUCUGAGCCCUGGGAUCUGAAUAAUCACUUUGUUUAUCCAUACCUGGCUCAUAUGCAUAGAGUCAAUGAGAAAAGCAGUGCUGAUCAGAUAUUUGAUCAUAUCAAACUGCCAGGUCGUAAAAUCUGUCACGUCAUUCAGCAAUGCUGUUCUCAGAGACUUUAUGCAAAUGAGUCUAUAAAGGAUGUAUGUGUUUUUUGAAAAGUUUUUGAGGGGUAAAAGAAAUGACCUAAAGAAAGGCUUGAUUAUGUUGUUUAAAACUAUCUGUAUUUGAGGCAUUGAAGCAGCUUAAACAUGUAGUUUAAGCAAACCUCAAGUACUUCAAAUAUUUGAAAUAAUUUCUAAUUCUAUUCCCUUUUUUAAUUGUGUCCUUUCUUUGCAGUUCUACCCCCUUCAUCUCAUAACUUCUGAUCUAUUGUCCAUUUUUCAGCCCAGACUGUGCACUGACAUAACCAGGAAAUGGGGAGUUGUAACUAAACAUACUCACAAUGCAAGAAAGUUGAGAAUCUCUUUCCUUAUCUGCAGAGCAUUUGGGUCACUACAAACUACACUGGCCAGCCGAGGUUUUUCCCCAUGUUGGUUGCAUUUGAUUGUGAAAAAUCUGUUGCAUUUUUUCUUUGUUAUUAAACCUCACUGUAUAGAGUGAGAAAGAGUAGAUAUUGUGUUUGCUUUUAUCAGCUUUGUCAUUUUAGAUGAGUAGUGAGAGGAGACGGGCGUUUGCUGUACAGAGAGUAAGCCAUCCUUAAAUCUAAUAUUGGCUCAAAAACAGCUGUACGAAGUUUGUAUUUGGGUUGAAGGACUGAAAAUUAGAGAUGUGGAAGGACUCUGUUCCUUAAAAUAAAACGUCAGUUCAUGUAUUUUAUAUUCCAUUUGUUGGGAUUACAUGUCUGAUUAAAGUCGUGCUUAACUUUGUUAGGUAAAUAUCUCCUUAAAAUUUUAAAGUUACAACUCAGAUCUUUUCUAUUACGUCUAUGUGACUCACCAUGGGAGAUGAAAAGAAAAAAUCUGAAAGUUAUUGUGAUUGAAAAUCUGUUUAGUGGCAAUGACAGUUUUAAGCACACUGACUUGUUAUAAAAAAAAAAACUUUCACUGGUUCCAUGCAUUGUUAUAUCUAGUUCUGCCUUUGCUGUUUAAAUUGUAACAACUUAUUUAUGUUGUGGGCUCAUAUUGAUUUUAUACAGCACUGUUGUAAAAUUUGUUUUCAAAAUAUUGCUUGAAUAUAAGACUAUUCUGGUCA